Messenger RNA from Miscanthus lutarioriparius, 285 nucleotides. The record is from the annotation of a GenBank genome assembly. Lineage: Eukaryota; Viridiplantae; Streptophyta; Magnoliopsida; Poales; Poaceae.
AUGGCCGAGGAGCAGCAGACCAAGGUGGUAUUGUCCGGCUCCAGCUGCCCGGUCUUGAGUGCCGGAGUGAAGGAAGAACCGGAGCAGGGAGGCGUAGCCCACGCCCACGGCGGCGGAGGAUCACACGAAGAAGCCGCGGCGGCCGAGCAGGCAAGCCAAGCCUUGGAGCGGCCGCGGAUCACCAUCAGCGUCGACGUGAGCCUGCUCCACUGCGCCGUCGCCGAGUGCCACCGCCCCCUCAAGCCUCCCGUAGUCAAGGUGAGAUGUCGCGACAACCAAAUCUAG